This is a messenger RNA of Cuscuta campestris, 4470 nucleotides long. Lineage: Eukaryota; Viridiplantae; Streptophyta; Magnoliopsida; Solanales; Convolvulaceae. The record is from the annotation of a GenBank genome assembly.
CGCUGUUCGGUAUGGGGGUGACCACGGAGCAGCUCCAGGUAGCCGUUGCGGCACUUUCCGCCUUGGGCGGGAACAUGCCCGGCACCAGAGUUGGCAAAGCUCCGUCGGUCCCCAUACCGAGCAUGCUGCCACUUCCCAGCACAAGGGGAAGAAGACCUGGAGGAGCAGGAGGAGGCCCGGCAAGGGUCUGGUGAUCGAGGAGGUGCUGGUGGAGGACGUCCCGGAAGGGGAAGACGAUGAGUCGAGCGAGUGUCGAGUAUCGGCCUUCAAACGUCUGGGGGGACGAGGAGACUCGAGUGUCGGCUUUCAACAUGCUCAACCGCGGACCGGAAGGCCGCCUAGGUGACCUCCGCCGACAAAUCUCCGAGGGCAGGCGGAGGCACGUUGAGGAGUCUGCGACCUCGGCGAGGCCCGAGCGCACCGAAGGCCGACGGGACGAGCGGACUCAGCGUCGCCAGAGUCCAGCAAGAUUUGAGAAGACAAAGGUCUCCGAUCGGGGUGUGACUAAGCUCGCACGCGAGAUUGCCGAGGAGAACGCGCUGGGCAGCGGCAACGGUACAGGAGGUAUUACCUCGACCCCGGACGCGGUCCAGGCGCUGUUCGGUAUGGGGGUGACCACGGAGCAGCUUCAGGCAGCCGUUGCGGCACUUUCCGCCUUGGGCGGGAACGUGCCCGGCACCAGAGCUGGCAAAGCUCUGCUCGGUCCCCAUACCGAGCAUGCUGCCACUUCCGAGCACAAGGGGAAGAAGACCCGGAGGAGCGGGAGGAGGCCCGGCAAGGGUCUGGUGAUCGAGGAGGUGCUGGUGGAGGAUGUCCCGGAAGGGGAGGACGAUGAGUCCAGCGAGUGUCGAGUAUCGGCCUUCAAACGCCUGGGGGGCGAGGAGACUCGAGUGUCGGCUUUCGACAGGCUCAACCGUGGACCGGAAGGCCGCCCAUGCGACCUCCGCCGACAAAUCUCCGAGGGCAGGUGGAGGCACGUUGAGGAGUCAGCGACCUCGGAUGCGUGCUCGGCGAGGCCCGAGCGCAUAGAAGGUCGACGGGACGAGUGGACUCAGCGUCACCAGAGUCCAACGAGAACCAAGAAAACAAAGGUCUCCGAUUGGGGUGUGACUGAGCUUGCACGCGAGAUUGCCGAGUUCAAGAGCCGAGUGGAGACGAGGCCCCCCUAUAGCAAUCUCAUCUUGCGAACAAUCAAGGCUUACAGCGGGACGACGGACCCUCAAGAUCAUUUGUCAAAGUUCUAUGCUUCGAUGGAAGCAGCGGCAGCCCCGGACGAGGUCAAGUGCCGAUGCUUCCUCGCGACGCUGGAGGGCUCCGCGUGCGAUUGGUUCAACCGGCUUCUGAAGGGGACCAUUGACAAUUGGGAUACACUAGCGGAGAAGUUCUUGACGCACUUUGCGGCCAACAGAAGGCAAAGGCUGCCAUACUCCCACCUCCUCAACAUCUGCAUCCGCAAAGGAGAAAAGGAGCUCCGCAAGAAUCCUCCUCCCACGUACCAGGAAACCUUGGCGCGCGCUAACUUCUUAGCCUCAGAGGAGUUCGACGAUGCUCCAAACUCUGAGGCCGCGCCGGCCAAGCGAGCUCCCGUGGACUUAGGAGAAAUUGCGAAGAUAAGAAAUAAGAAAAAGGAUUACAUCGCAGGUCCCAGGAUGCCCUCGGCUGGAGUAUACUCCGUAGGGGUACCCGUGGGGAUGGGUCGAGAGCUUGCCCUCUCCCCGCUCCCUCACGUGGAGACCUACGCGGUAUCUGGAGGGAGCAAGUACUGUGAGUACCAUCGCAACAACACUCAUAACACCAAGGAGUGCUUCACCCUUCAGAAGGAAAUGCAUCGGUUGAUCGCCCGAGGGCCGGCUCCGCGGGAAGAUGGAGCAGCCCCGUUGCGGGGGGCGCCAGAAGGGAGAACCUGGAGGAAGCCGGCCGAGCCAGUCGUGGUGGCCACGCAAGCAAGGAACCCCGAGAAGACGCACAUCGGGCGGGAUUGUGAUGACCUGGACGAGGACGAAGCCCAAGGAUACCUUGUGGGGUUUAUCCACGGGGGAAACAUUGGCGGAGACUCUGUCGCUCAAAGGAAGAGGUGGAAGCACAUGGCCUUCGUCGCCAAAGUCCACCAGGCGCCGGCACCCAAGCUCGGAAGACGAGAGCAGAUUCAAUUCACAGAGAAGGAUCUUCUGAACACGCCGAGUACCCAUCGGGAUGCCUUGGUCGUGAAGAUAGAGAUCAACGAUGCCAUAGUGCACCGUACCCUGGUGGACACAGGAAGUUCAGUCAACAUAAUGUACGAGAAAACCUUCCAAAACCUCGGCUUGAACCGCAAGGACCUAAGGCCCGUGCGCACUCCCCUCUCCGGGUUCACGGGAGACUACAUCGAGGCCGAAAGAGUCAUCACGGUGCCCGUGAUAGUUGGGGAUGGUGCGCACAAGGCCAAGCUGAAGAUGGAGUUCAUGGUUGUGAGCAUCAACUGUGCGCACAACAUGAUCCUGGGAUGGCCCGGCCUUGAGGACUUGGAAUACGUGAUCUCCCCAUACUACUUAUGCAUGAAGUUCCCCACCCCUUCAGGAAUCGGGGUGGCGAGGGGAGACCAGAAGCUAGCUCGAUCAUGCUACGUCCGAAUCACAAAGAAGUUGCCAAGGGAUGAGACGCUGGUCGUGAACGCGCAGGAGGAAAUGCGUAAGCUGGAAGCGCGGCCGAAGGCCGAGCUCGCCAAGGAAGUCGAGGAUGUGCCGCUUGACCCUCGGGCCCCCCGAGUGGAAGGUGAAGAUCGGGGUGAGCUUGACUGGGAACCGGCGGAAGCACUUAGUGGACGUGCUCACCGCCUACCGCGUGAUCUUCGCAUGGGGAUCCGGGGAUAUGCCGGGGGUGGAUCCCAAGAUCAUAUGCCACCGACUUUCAUCGCUCCCGAAGGCUUCAGAGCAUAUUACUCAAUCCGAUUCGGCUUCAAGGCGUCAAAUAAUGAGGCGGAGUAUGAGGCGCUCCUGUGCGGGCUACGUCUUGCAGCCGGGAUGAACACGACGAAGCUAAGGGUAAAAUGUGAUUCGAAGCUGGUAGUUGGCCACGUCUCUGGAGAAUUCGAGGCGAAAGAUGAAAGAAUGAAGAAAUACAGGGUUACCGCUUUGGAAUUACUCAAGAGCUUCACUGCGUACAGCGUCGAGUUGAUCCUUCGGGCGGAGAACGCCGAGGCAGACAUCUUAUCUAAGUUGAGCUCAGAAACGCCCGAGCACGUCAGGCGGAUGGCAAACGUGGAAGAGCUGUCCGAGCCGAGCAUCCAUGCAUUCCUCGUGGUGCCUCCAGCCAGCCGAAGCGAAACAGGCCAUGGAGGAGGUGCAUGCAGGGAUUUGCUCUGCCCACCAAGGGGCAUACGCGGUGUCGAGAUAGAUAACCCUCGAAGGAUAUUUUUGGACAACAAUCAUGAAGGAUUGCGCGGAGUUCGUGAAAAGGUGCAAGGUUUGCCAAGAGUUCCAGAAGUCGACGGACUGAAGCGGAAGUUCGAAGCCUGCGGAGGGGAGUGGGCAGAGCAGUUGCCUUAUAUCCCAUGGACCUACCGAACCACGCCCCGGAGGGCAACCGGGGAGACUCCCUUCGUCCUAUGCUACGGAUUCGAGGCGAGGGCACCCGCGGAAAUCUCCAUCGCAACCCACCGGGAGGAGAUCUUUGACCCCGAGCGCAAUGAAGAAGCCUUGGCAGCCGAGCUCCACCUCGUGCACAAAAGGCGGGAAGCGGCUUUCAUACGGGCAGAGAAUUAUCAGAGGAAAGUGAAGAGCUACCACGACUGGCGCGUGCGCGCGCGAGGAUUCUUCAAAGAGACUGGGUGUUGCGCAAGAGGACGACACCGAGCGGAGGGGACGUGCCCAGGACAUGGAAUGAUGAGAAUCUGGUCAAGUUUUAUCAGUAGAGCUCUAUUGUACCCAAACCCCAAGAGGGAACCCGUAAAUCCUUUGAUUGAACUCAAUAAAAUGAAGUUUUUGCGAACAAAGUCUGCUUUGACCAUACCCGGAUGUUUUCCCCGGAUGAAGGUCAAACACUCGCGCUCGGUGCUCCUCCACAGGAGGAAGGGCGAGCGCAGACCAUACUCGGAUGUUUUCCUUGGAUGGAGGUCAAACACUCGCGCUCGACGCUCCUCCACAGGAGGAAGGUCGAGCGCAGACCAUACCCGAAUGUUUUCCAUGGAUGAAGGUCAAACACUCGCACUCGGUGCUCCUCCACAGGAGGAAGGUCGAGCACAGACCAUACCCGGAUGUUUUCCCCGGAUGAAGGUCAAACACUCGCGCUCGGCGCUCCUCCACAGGAGGAAGGGCAAGCGCAGACCAUUCCCGGAUGUUUUCCCCGGAUGAAGGUCAAACACUCGCGCUCGACGCUCCUCCACAGGAGGAAGGUCGAGCGCAGACCAUGCCCAGAUGUUUUCCCCGGAUGAAGGUCAAACACUCACGCUCGGCGCUCCUCCACAAGAGGAAGGUCGAGCGCAGACCAUACCGG